UGACACAGCUAUGAAGAGACUGCAGCACAUGUUGUGCAACAAAAGCAACGUCACUUUACAUCUACAGGAAUGAGUGAGAGCGAGAGAGAGCGAGAGAAAAAAGACAGGCUGAUGAGGGGACUACAGUUUACAGCGGCUAUAAUUGCAGCAAUUAGCCACACCCACAAAGACACAGAAAUCAAGCCAACCUAAAAUUUCGCCACACUUGUUACGUCAGAGUGUGGAUAUAAUAAACCUGCGGUGUUUGUGCAGCAUCUCCACCGUCUGUCAGAGCGAAGAUCUUGAUCCAUCCAACAUGGCUUUCCGUGGCGAGUUUCUUAAGCAGGUUAUAUAUCUGGGUGUACCUGAUGAUGUUGGUUGUCAGGGGACUGUGAUACUAUUCCCUCAGUUUAACCCAGCCGGAGAUGCGGCCUUUCUGGACCAAGCCAUCAAGACAAAGGGUGUAGAUGAGGACACCAUCAUCAAUAUUCUCGUGAAGCGGACCAAUAAUCAGAGGCAGCAGAUCAAAGCUGCGUAUCAGAAGGCCACUGGCAAGCCCCUCGAUGUCGCUCUGCAGGCAGCACUGAAAGGUGAGCUGGAGGAUGUGGUUCUGGCUUUGCUCAAGACUCCUGCUCAGUAUGAUGCCCAGCAGCUCAAACUGGCCAUUAAGGGCUUGGGUACAGAGGAGGACACCUUGAUUGAGAUUUUGGCCUCCAGAUCCAAUAAGGAGAUCAGAGACAUCAAACAUGCCUACAAGGAGGAAUUCAAGAAGGAGCUGGAGGCCGACAUUAAGUCUGACACGAGCGGAUACUUCAGGGAUUGCCUUCUGGCUCUCUGCAAGGCUACCAGAAGUGAGGACAAGACUGUGCAUGCAGAUCUGGCUGAAAAAGACGCCAAGGAUCUCUAUGAGGCCGGAGAGAAGAGGAAAGGCACCGACUGCUCUGUGUUCAUCAACAUCCUGACCAGCAGGAGCGCUCCUCAACUCAGAAAAGUUUUUGAAUGCUAUUCCAAGUUCAGCAAAGUGGAUAUGGCCAAAGCAGUUGACCUGGAGCUAAAGGGAGACAUUGAGAACCUUUUGGUUGCCAUUGUCAAAUGUGCUGGAAGCAAACCUGCUUACUUCGCUGAAAAACUCAACCUGGCAAUGAAGGGCUCCGGCUACAGAGGGAAGAUCCUGACCCGCAUCAUGGUGAGCCGCUCGGAGAUCGACAUGGUGCAGAUCAAGAAUGAAUACAAGAAGAAAUACGGCAAGACUCUCUACAAGGACAUUCUGGACGACACCCAGGGUGACUAUGAGAAGAUCCUGCUGGCAUUGUGUGGAAGUGAUCAGUAAACUGCAGCACCUGUUUCUGUUCAUUGUGAAGAUACUUAUUUUCCACAUAAAAAAGAAAAACUCAUAAUGAAUUAAGUGAUCAUCAAGCACAUUUGUGAUUAAAGAAUGAAAUUUCUUUGAGUGCCA
Messenger RNA from Ictalurus punctatus (channel catfish), 1435 nucleotides. Its product is annotated as annexin A1. Gene Ontology annotation, molecular function: phospholipase A2 inhibitor activity; calcium-dependent phospholipid binding; calcium ion binding. The transcript has 15 exons. Gene Ontology annotation, biological process: hepatocyte differentiation; prostate gland development; cellular response to vascular endothelial growth factor stimulus. The coding region runs from base 296 to 1309 and encodes 337 amino acids. The record is from RefSeq and is a predicted model, not a curated record. Lineage: Eukaryota; Metazoa; Chordata; Actinopteri; Siluriformes; Ictaluridae. Gene Ontology annotation, cellular component: cytoplasm; plasma membrane.